GUUGUCAACGAAAACAAUUUUUUUCUGAGCGGAUGGAUUCUCCUAUUCCAUUUAAAAAGCCCCGUCUUGAUUAUUGUGUUGGAAAUAAUUACUUGGAAAAUUCCAAAAAUUCAAAUCUUUUAUCUAGAAAGGAUAAUACAGGAAAUGAACUGUGGGGAGAUGAUGAUUUUACAGCUGAAGAAUUUGAUUUAUUACAGAGUCAAGUUUCUUCACAGAUGAUACCAAAUACUAAUGUGUUUGAAAAUAAGAACGAUGAGUUACAAAAGUUAAAGGAACAAAAUUAUGCUCUAGAAGGACAAAUUAAGAUGCUUCGUAAUUCUCUUGAACAAAACUUGAAAGAACUAGAUAAAGAAAGAUUAGAAAAGAUGAGUUUAAUUGAAAAUUAUUAUGAUCAACAAAAAGAACAACAAAAAUCAUUUAACAAAAUCAAAGAACAAUUGGAAACACAGUUGAAUUUUAAAGAUCACGAAUUAAGAACUACGGUAGAAAAAUUGACUAUCUUGCAACAAAAAGGAAAAAGUUCUGCAGAAAUAUCGCCAGUUAAAAUUGCCAAUAAUUUUUCUGUUGUAGAUACUUUAAAAAAUUCUGCUAAUAAGACAGAAAGUUUUGCAAAGCAUUCUAAGAAUUUUAAUGACAAAAAUCUUGAAGAACUUGAAGAAAAUAAAUGUUAUAAAUUAAAGUUGUGGUCCAAAUCAGGUCAUUCUGUGCUAGAAGAAAAGAUUAAGAUGAUUCAAGCUCCUUAA
This is a messenger RNA of Centruroides sculpturatus (bark scorpion), 743 nucleotides long. Its product is annotated as interaptin-like. The coding region runs from base 33 to 743 and encodes 236 amino acids. The transcript has 6 exons. The record is from RefSeq and is a predicted model, not a curated record. Lineage: Eukaryota; Metazoa; Arthropoda; Arachnida; Scorpiones; Buthidae.